Messenger RNA from Musa acuminata AAA Group (dessert banana), 1817 nucleotides. RefSeq names its product actin-related protein 3. Bases 256 to 1536 code for a protein of 426 amino acids. Gene Ontology annotation, molecular function: actin filament binding. Gene Ontology annotation, cellular component: actin cortical patch; Arp2/3 protein complex. The record is from RefSeq and is a predicted model, not a curated record. Gene Ontology annotation, biological process: Arp2/3 complex-mediated actin nucleation. The transcript has 10 exons. NCBI's taxonomy places the organism in Eukaryota, Viridiplantae, Streptophyta, Magnoliopsida, Zingiberales, Musaceae.
AGGGCUAAUAAACCGGGGGCAGACUUGACUCGCUUCGUCCGGGACCUGUCGGAAGCCGAAAGGGGCGGGCGAUGAUGGAUUUCCGUUGAGCCGCCGCUGUCGCUUCGGAUCCACGCUGCUCCCCUCCUCCUCUUCCGCAUUAUCGCAUCGAGAUCUACAUCAGCGCCGCCGCCGACGGCGCCACUACCAUGAGCGGUUGCCCAUCGCGGUGCCACGCCUCGGAUCUCGCCGGCAGAUCCGCCCUCAAAUAUCCAAAUGGACGCUACCUCUCGCCCAGCGGUGGUCAUCGACAAUGGCACCGGGUAUACAAAAAUGGGAUUUGCUGGCAAUGUUGAACCUUCCUUCAUCAUCCCAACCAUAGUUGCUGUCAAUGAAUCUUUUUCGAAUCAACCAAAGAGUUCUAGUAAGGGAAAUUGGCUCACACAGCAUACUGCAGGUGUAGUGGCGGACCUUGACUUUUUAAUUGGAGAAGAAGCCUUAACAUGUUCUCGCUCUAGUAAUAUGUACAGUCUUAGUUACCCCAUCCAUCAUGGUCAGGUGGAAAAUUGGGAUACAAUGGAAAGAUUUUGGCAACAAUGUAUCUUUGAUUAUUUACGUUGUGACCCUGAAGAUCACUAUUUUCUUCUAACUGAGAGCCCCCUUACUGCUCCUGAAACCCGUGAAUAUACAGGAGAAAUCAUGUUUGAGACCUUUAAUAUUCCUGGAUUGUAUAUAGCAGUCCAACCAGUUCUAGCCCUUGCUGCUGGUUACACUACUUCAAAGUGUGAAAUGACAGGUGUUGUAGUUGAUGUUGGAGAUGGUGCUACACAUGUUGUUCCGGUUGCAGAUGGUUAUGUGAUAGGCAGUAGUAUCAGUUCAAUACCUAUAGCGGGCAAGAAUGUUACCCAGUUCAUUCAGCAGCUUAUGAAGGAGAGGGGUGAGCAUAUACCACCAGAAGAUUCUUUUGAAGUGGCAAGGAAGAUUAAAGAAGCAUAUUGCUACACGUGUUCGGACAUUGUAAAGGAAUUCAAUAGGCAUGACAAAGAGCCUGGUAAAUAUACAAAGCAAUGGGUUGGUACUAAACCAAAGACUGGGGUGCGAUACUCUUGUGAUAUUGGAUAUGAGCGUUUUCUUGGUCCUGAGAUUUUCUUCCAUCCUGAGAUAUACAAUAGUGAUUUUACCACUCCUUUACCUGCCGUUGUUGACAAAUGCAUUCAAUUAUCACCAAUUGACACCAGAAGGGCUCUAUAUAAGAAUAUAGUGUUAUCUGGGGGAUCAACCAUGUUUAAGGACUUCCAUAGAAGACUGCAACGAGAUUUGAAAAGGAUAGUGGAUGCACGGAUUGUUACAUCUGAAGCCCAAUUCAAAGAUGUAAAAGCUCAACCCAUUGAAGUUAAUGUUGUCAGCCAUCCUAUUCAGAGAUAUGCAGUUUGGUUUGGAGGUUCUGUGCUUGCAUCAACUUCUGAAUUUUAUGGGGCUUGCCACACAAAAGCAGAAUACGAGGAAUAUGGAGCUAGCAUAUGCCGAACGAAUCCUGUCUUCAAAGGAAUGUACUGAAAUCGAAGGAUUGAAUGCCAGCAUAAACAAAGUUCAUAAUCUUUUAUGAAGCCACAAACGGGCAAAAAUCAUUCCCAAUCUGUACAUUUGAGAGGCAACCAGAGGGGAUUUUCAAGUUGUAUAUUAGAUGUGUCAUUGCCUCAGGUAUGAAUUACCAUAGCAGUGAUCUCUGAAUACCCUGUUUGUGUUUUUUGUUUGGGUUAUUCAGCACAUAUUCCUGUAAACUUCUAUGGGAUUAUUCAGAACAAAGAUGAAUCACACCAACUCUCUCUAAGAUGUCA